Molecule: messenger RNA, 3205 nt
Organism: Eleginops maclovinus (Patagonian blennie)
Lineage: Eukaryota; Metazoa; Chordata; Actinopteri; Perciformes; Eleginopidae
Gene: mc4r
Product: melanocortin 4 receptor
Exons: 1
Coding region: 363-1346 (327 amino acids)
Biological process (GO): adenylate cyclase-activating G protein-coupled receptor signaling pathway; regulation of metabolic process
Cellular component (GO): plasma membrane; cytoplasm
Molecular function (GO): melanocyte-stimulating hormone receptor activity
Source: RefSeq, a predicted model, not a curated record
UCUGCCUGCACUCACACAUGGAGCUGCUGCUCUCUGAUCGCUGUGCCUCUCAUGUUCCCACGCACUGUUAAUCAUUCUCCCACAUGCUCCUUCCUGCACGCACCUCUCUGCUUUUAUUUAUUUGAACCUCUUACUGGAAAGAUGAGAGGAGAGCGGUGGGAUUGUUUUUGUCUGAGAUUAACAGCAGCAGCAGAUGUUUGAAGAUAAUUGCCUUUCUUGAAGGGUGAGGAAUUUUUUCACUCUCCUUUAAGCGUGCCUAGUUUGUCCUCCAGAAGCGCACCUGUUGAGAUAUUAACGCAAACCAGCGAGAUGGAGAAAUAACCACGUGGGAAAAGAGGACAGGGAAUUUAAAAGGACACAUUAUGAACACCACGGAGCACCAUUGGUUGAUCCAAGGCUACCAUAACAGGAGUCAAACCUCAGGCAUUCUUCCACUGAACAAAGACUCCUCAGCCAAGGAGAAGGACUCAUCUGCAGGAUGCUACGAACAGCUGCUGAUUUCCACAGAAGUGUUCCUUACUCUGGGCAUCGUCAGUCUGCUGGAGAAUAUUCUGGUUGUUACCGCCAUAAUCAAAAACAAGAACCUUCACUCACCGAUGUACUUCUUCAUUUGUAGCCUGGCAGUGGCUGACAUGCUGGUCAGCGUCUCCAAUGCCUCUGAGACCAUCGUCAUAGCGCUCAUCAACGGAGGCAGCCUGACCAUCCCCGUUACGUUGAUCAAAAGCAUGGACAAUGUGUUUGACUCUUUGAUCUGCAGCUCUCUGUUGGCGUCUAUCUGCAGCUUGCUGGCCAUCGCCGUUGACCGCUACAUCACCAUCUUCUACGCUCUACGCUACCACAACAUUGUGACCCUGCGAAGAGCGAUGCUGGUGAUCAGCAGCAUCUGGACGUGCUGCACGGUGUCCGGCAUCCUGUUCAUCAUCUACUCAGAGAGCACCACGGUUCUCAUCUGCCUCAUCACCAUGUUCUUCACCAUGCUGGUGCUCAUGGCGUCGCUGUACGUCCACAUGUUCCUGCUGGCGCGCUUGCACAUGAAGCGCAUCGCAGCGCUGCCGGGCAACGCGCCCAUCCACCAGCGGGCCAACAUGAAGGGCGCCAUCACCCUCACCAUCCUCCUCGGGGUGUUCGUGGUGUGCUGGGCACCCUUUUUCCUCCACCUUAUCCUCAUGAUCAGCUGCCCCAGGAACCCCUACUGCACCUGCUUCAUGUCCCACUUCAACAUGUACCUCAUCCUCAUCAUGUGCAACUCCGUCAUUGACCCCAUCAUCUACGCCUUUCGCAGCCAAGAGAUGAGGAAAACCUUCAAAGAGAUUUUCUGCUGCUCACAUGCCCUCCUGUGUGUGUGAGUUGCCUGUCAGUCAUCUGCCACCCUGACAGAUACAAUCAGCCAUUUUAAUGAAAACCGGGCCGACAAGGACUUUGAGAUUCUGAGCUGUAAUCACUGUGGACUGGUUUGGCUCUGGUGUGUGGGUCGGCUGUAAAUGAUUGAUAUGCUUGACUUUGGGUACGUGAGUCAGGUUGCUCAAGAGGUAGGUUUACAAACACCUUGUAAUAUAGAUUAUCGCUCUGAAGACAAGUGCUAUAUUGUGUCGUGGUAAACGCCGUGCUAAAGUGCAAUUUGAAGUAAAUAUCACCACUGUGGAAAGUUUGAAAAACACAUGCUCACACUGGUUCAUUUACAAACCAUUUCUCUUUUAUCACACUUCCUGUUGUUCAGUGUCAAAGAAAAUGAAAAAUACCAUGCUUAUACAUAUUACCUUUAAUAUAAAUGAUAUUCUUUAUAUAUCGACAUGGCUUUUAAAUAUCACAGCUUUUGUAACAUAGUGUGUGUACUGUGUAUAUCUAGCAAAGAGAUAUAGUAUAGUAUAUGACAGACUACCUCCGUGUUUGAGAGUGUAAUCCACCUCUUAACAGAGACUGAGAAAACGUACUGUGGGAAAGCCUUAGUAAAUACUGCACCUCAGUGAACAACUGUCUGUCGAAUUUACUUUAACCUCACUGAUUUCCCGCUCGUUAUGUGCCACUCAUGAAGGAGGAGAUGAAAGCCAGUACAGGGAACAUCCACUGCAGCGGGCUUUUACCUUUGGCUUCUUCUCAAGUGAGAAACUUAGCGCACAUCAUUACACCUGCGACUUUCCAAGCUGCUCUAAAAAAAAGUCAAAAGAUCAAACAAGAUUCUGCUGAAAAUCACAGCACAUUAAAAAAUGACCACAGAUCUAACCGGCCCGCAUACCAACCAUUUUUUGGAGCUCGUGCAUGACAUUUAUUGACUGAGUGAAACAUAAUUACUGUAAUGAGGGUACUUUAUUGUCUGCCCUCAGUUAAGAAUGUAAAAAUGCAUAGAUUCUACACUCAGGAAUCAGAAAAGGUGUAUUUCUCAAGCACAACAUAUGGCACUUACUGAGCAUUUCUGGUGUAUGUAUAUAUAGCAGGACAAAAUGUUAAAAUGCAGGUUGACGUGGAACCUUUAUUGUGUAUUCCCAGUGUGUGGCUCCACAGUGGUGGCUUUACACCCUAUCUGAUCAGGGGUGAAGUUUUUGUAAACCCUCACCUCUGAUUUCCCCUGUGACGCAGGGCAGCAGAGAGGAGAUUUUUAAAGCAGGGAUGAAUUGAAAAUUUAAUCAAUGUUGAGCAAAUCAUGAUUUUCGUCGGAGCAGAAAACAAUAUCAGAAGUCCCCGCUUACUCAUGACAUCUGUCGAUUUCCAAUCAAAGCUCUUGUGAAUCUGUGCUGUGUAUAGAUAUGUGUGUACAUUUGCACACAUGGGUUGUUCUCACUCUCUGCAUGUACCAGUGAACACAUCUAGAGAUCUAUUUUUCAUCAUGUUUAUGAAAAAGGAGCGAUUUUACUGAAUGUAUUUUUCUGAAUGUGUUGUGUAACCUGCUUUUUCUCCUCGCCUUAAAUAUAUUGCACUGUGAUGUAAAGAGCAAACUUAUCCUCUGUGACAGUAUUUGAGAAACUGAUGUAAUCAGUCUUUAUUUGUUGCUAUUUUCAAUAUUGCCUUGUUUAUUUAUGCCUUUUUUUUUACUCAAAGUGCAUAUCGAGCUUAUGAAAAACAAGAAAACAGAUGCCAAUAGGUGUCCCAUUAUCUGUUGAAAGCUUCGCCUGGAAUUUGAUUCAUGUGUGCUGAAAUGAAGCUGUUUGCUUGACCAAUGCAUCGUCUGUUUUCACAGAACCACGCUACAAAGAAACCUAAAUAAAUCAUA